CGAGCGUCGAGAGACACUUGCGGGUCGCCGUGCAUGCCAGCGGCAACCGCGCCAGUUUGCCGCGCCGCACCUCGCGGGCUGUUUCAUGCAGGCAGUACGUCAGCGAUAGGGCGGUUAUUCUUGAAGAGUGAAGUGAAAUGGCUACUCAAGAUGAAGUUGGGAUCGGAGAUUUCGUCCUUUUGGAUGAAAUUACAAUUGAAAAAUUUAUGGAAAACUUGAAAAGGAGGUUUCAAGGUGGAAAGAUAUACACUUACAUUGGAGAAGUAUGCGUUUCUGUAAAUCCCUAUCGAACAAUGAACAUAUAUGGUCCCCAGCAAAUUUCUCAAUACAAAGGUAGGGAAAUCUUUGAAAACCCACCACAUAUAUUUGCAAUUGCUGAUGCUGCACACAGAGAAAUGAAACAGCAAGGUCGUGAUACAUGUAUUGUUAUUAGUGGUGAGUCAGGCAGUGGGAAAACUGAAGCCUCAAAAAUAAUCAUGAAGUACAUUGCUGCUGUGACAAAUGUUGGGGGCCAACAAGAAAUAGAACGAGUGAAAAAUGUUCUUCUUCAAUCCAAUUCAAUUUUGGAAGCAUUUGGCAAUGCAAAAACCAAUCGUAAUGAUAAUUCCUCCCGAUUUGGGAAGUAUAUGGACAUUAAUUUUGAUUUCAAAGGAGAUCCAAUUGGAGGCCACAUAAAUAAUUAUUUACUAGAAAAAUCAAGAGUUAUCCUUCAGCAACCAGGCGAAAGAAAUUUUCAUAGUUUUUACCAACUGCUUUGUGGUGCAAGUGACUCUGAACUUCGUACUUACCUGCUUUCACGGGAUCCAAGCACAUUCCAUUAUACUUGCCAGGGCAAUGUUUCGAAAGUUGAAGCAAUCAGUGAUCGAUCGGACUACAAAAGUGUAGUUGCAGCUUUCAAAACUCUGGGAUUUGCUCAAGAAGAGACUGAAACAAUUUGGAAGAUUGUUGCUGCUAUUUUACAUCUUGGAAAUAUCCAAUUUUCAUCAAGUGGAGAUGAUUCCAAGCCAGCAAUGGAAGGAGUGCAUAAAGCAGCAGCUCUGUUGGCAGUUACACCACAAGACUUGUCUAAAGCCCUCAGUGAGAGAGUUAUUGCUGCACGAGGAGAAGUUAUGCAGAAGACACACACUGUAUCAGAAGCAGAAUAUGGCAGAGAUGCUCUGGCAAAAGCAGUUUAUGAUCGCCUUUUUACUUGGAUUGUUGGUAAAGUAAAUAAAGCUCUGGAUCCAGCCAGCAAGUCUGAUAGAAAGUUCAAGACUGGAACAGUCAUAGGUGUGCUGGAUAUAUAUGGUUUUGAAAUAUUUGACAACAAUAACUUUGAACAAUUUUGCAUUAACUACUGCAAUGAGAAGUUGCAACAACUAUUCAUAGAACUGGUUUUAAAACAAGAACAAGAAGAGUACAUGCGAGAAGGUAUUGAAUGGCAAAACAUAGAGUACUUUAACAACCAAAUUAUCUGUGACUUAGUUGAGCAGCCUCAUAAAGGCAUUAUUGCUAUACUGGAUGAAGCGUGUUUGAAUGUUGGCAAGGUGACUGAUGAGAUGGUUUUAGAGGCAAUGGAUAAAAAAUUAACGAACCACAAACAUUUCACUAGUCGUCAACUAUCCCCCAUGGACAAAGCUCUGCGGCAUAAAGAAGAAUUUCGAAUUCGGCAUUACGCUGGAGAUGUGGUGUAUACUAUUAUUGGAUUUCUUGACAAAAAUAAGGAUUUAUUGUUCCAAGACUUCAAACGCUUGUUGUUCAAUAGUGGAAACAAGGUCAUUAGUUCCAUGUGGCCAGAAGGUGCUGUUGAUAUUACUAAGACCACAAAGCGUCCCCUCACAGCUGGCACAUUAUUCAAAAAUUCCAUUAUUGAACUUGUGAAAAUAUUGAAGAGUAAAGAACCAUAUUAUGUGAGAUGCAUCAAACCCAAUGAAGAGAAGUCUCCUGUGUUAUUUGGUGAUGAAAGAGUGCGUCACCAGGUGUGCUACUUGGGACUCUUGGAAAAUGUAAGAGUGCGACGUGCUGGUUUUGCUCAUCGUCAACGUUAUGAUAAAUUUCUGAAGAGGUACAAAAUGAUUUCCCAAUUUACAUGGCCCAACUUCCAUGCAGGAUCAGAUAAGGAUGGAACAAGAGUACUUAUAGAUGAACUUCGGUUCUCAAGUGAUGUCCGUUAUGGUCACACAAAAAUAUUUAUUCGUUCACCAAGAACUCUAUUUGCAUUAGAGAAGGCACGCAAUGAGAUAAUACCUGGUAUUGUAGUGCUGCUACAGAAACAAUGGAGAGGAGCAAUUUGCCGAAUGCAUUACCGGAAAAUGAAAGCUGCCUUAAAAAUAAUGCAAUAUUAUAGACGGUACAAAGUUCGGGCAUAUAUUGCACAAUUACAAGUUUUAUUCAGAAAUGUUCAGACAAUGAGAGAUUAUGGCAAGAGUGUACGAUGGCCAGCACCACCACUGGCUGUGAGACAAGCUGUUGCUUACUUACAAGCAAUUCAUAAUCGCUGGCGUGCUUGGAUGAUUCUGCGAUCUGUGCCUCGAGCAGAAUGGUCACAAUUGAAAUUGAAGAUCACGGCUGCCUCUGCCUUGAGAGGCAAAAGAUCUUGGUGGGGUCAGGCACGCAAGUGGGAAGGUGAUUACUUAUCUCAAACAAGAGAGAAUCGAAGCAGUGCAAUGUACAAUGCUAGUGUUAGUAAUCUGAAACAUUCAGAUAAAUUCCAAAAAGUUUUAUUUUCAUCGUUUGUUCUUAAGACAAACAAGUUCAACAAGUGUGCUGAUCGUGCGUUGCUAGUCACAGAUAUCUAUAUUUAUAAGUUGGAUAAUACCAAAUUCAAAUCCAUGAAAAAAGGUUUCCACAUUUCUGAGAUCACAGGGCUGAGCCUUAGCAGUGGGCGUGACCAACUGAUCGUCAUCCAUUCAAGCAAGGGCAAUGAUUUGGUGUUGUCUCUGCAGUGCCCCGAGGGUGAAGAUCGCGUGGGCGAACUUUUGGGAACCAUCUGCGACCGUUUUUAUCAGUUGCGACGCAGUGAGUUGACAGUAUCAGUCAGCAGUAGAUUUCAGUGUAUGCUAGGCAACAAGAGCCUUCCUUUGCGAAUUGAAGUUGUUCAGACUGCUCCAGUUCCCACCUUUCGCCGAGAAGGUGGCACCAUUGUAUAUGUUCUUCCUCCAAGUUAUGCUGCCGCUGAACAAAAUGGACAGCAACAUCGCAAUCCUAUGAAAUUAAAUGUGCCAUUAUCAUUAUAUUUAUUUGUCGAGGUUGGUGCUAUUUGCAUCAAUGUCGCCGUCACUGUUUCAAAGAUGUGUUCAGUAUUACUCCUUGUUUGUUGGAUGUUCUGGUCUGUUGUAAACUGGAACACAUCAGAUUUCAUGAUAAUAAUAUAG
This is a messenger RNA of Gryllus bimaculatus (two-spotted cricket), 3353 nucleotides long. The record is from the annotation of a GenBank genome assembly. Lineage: Eukaryota; Metazoa; Arthropoda; Insecta; Orthoptera; Gryllidae.